This is a messenger RNA of Lactuca saligna, 1158 nucleotides long. NCBI's taxonomy places the organism in Eukaryota, Viridiplantae, Streptophyta, Magnoliopsida, Asterales, Asteraceae. The record is from the annotation of a GenBank genome assembly.
AUGAACAAAAUUACACAAAAGCUCCAAACAUUUGCAAAAAUUAGACAACUUCACACAAUCAUAUCUCAGGAAACCAUUACACCAUCUUCCCCAACACCUCCGCACCUGAAAACUCAUAAUCUCUCGUUGCUUGAUCAGUUUGCUCCCGACAUGCACACACCAUUUGUUUUCUUCUACCGGAACUACAAAAAUGGCGACAACAAACUCCUAAAGCAAUCCUUAUCACAGUGCUUAACACAAUACUACCCCUUCGCAGGUGGAAUUCCAACCCCUUUUUUACCUUACAUCAACUGCAACGACGAAGGGGUUGAAUUCCUUGAAGCUUUUAAUGAUAUCCCACUCGAUGACUUCAUUCACAAGAAUGAGCAAAACGAAACCCUAGACCAACUCUUUCCUUAUGGUCUCAGCUCUACUGUUCGUGCUUCUUGCCCUAAAUUGCUCGAUGUCCAGUUGAACCAUUUUGCUGGUGGUGGAGCAGCGGUGGCUGUGUCCAUGUCGCACAAGCUUGCUGACGGAGCCACCUUUGCCAACUUCAUCAACCAUUGGGCCACUGUUACACGUUGUCAGCCACCGGUAAAUCCAUCUUUCGUCUCAUCCUCUACAAGUAAUAACGUUAGGUUGCCUAAGUUCGUUAUUAAGGAUUUGGAUAAAGUAAAUGUGAAAGCAGCCGCGAUAAAGUCAGAUUCUUUGAAACCAUCAAGCUUGUCUGUAGCUACGAACAUGAGGAACAAGGUUGUUGAAAACUAUUCUGAAACAGCAGCAGGAAACUUAUUCACGUUAGCGAUAGUAAAGAUGGAGGAAUUUGGGGAAAUCAGGUUGAGUGAGGUGAUUUCUGAGGUAAGGAAGGCGAAAUUGGGUCUUGAAGGAAUGAGAGAUGAGCAAGAAGUAGUUGACAAGUUGUUAAACACGUUCUCCACUUUACAGGGUGAUAUUUAUUAUAGUUCAAGUGUGUGUAGGGUUCCAUUUUAUGAAGUGGAUUUUGGGUGGGGCAAGCCACAAGAAGUUGUAUUAAGAAUUCCAAAUGUGGAUGAGAAUACUAUCAUUUUGAUGGAUACUCCAUCUGGAGAUGGUAUUACAGCACAUGUGCAUCUGCCAGAAGAAGAAAUGGCCAUUCUUCAUAAGGACAAAGAGUUUGUUAAUUAUCUUCAAGACAUCUAA